CUUGCAAAAAAAGCUCUGGAACUGGUCUGUCCAAAUUUCGUUCACUUCUCAUCACAAGCCGCCAAACUGGAUCCCCGAGGCGGCUAUAAUCUGCUAGAGAACAUGAGCGAAGACGCUCAUGAUGCCCCCGAAGUGGUCGAAGGUAGCGGAGCAGAUGGAUUGAUUCCAACAUACGACGUCACGGCAAAGAUGCCGCAAAGAAUGCACCAGUACCCAGCAUAUGGACAUCAAGGCCCCCCCAGCUUUCAGGAGGAUCGGCAAUACACGUCAGCAUAUGGGAAACACGAUGAGAAGCUCGCAGGUGUCGGUCUCACAGAAGUAUCAGCACACUCUCAGUCCAGCAGCAGUAAACGGAAACGCGUGAUAUGGAUCAUCACCGCAGCCAUUCUUCUCGCUCUAGCCAUAGGUCUCGGCGUCGGCCUCGGCGUCGGACUCUCCCAGAAAAGCAGCACGACAACCUCCACCGCGAGCAAUAACAGUGAAGAAGCCACAUCUGACUCCAACAACAACACAUCAACAUCACCAACUACUACCUCAACAACAACCACCACAACCCCCACCACGUCCGCAGUAACAUCCGGCUCCACCGGCCUCGCCCAAUUCUCCUGCAACAGCACCGAAACCACCCUCUCCCCGGGCCACAGCGUCCCCUAUAUCCAAGAAUGCUACACCCAAUACCAAACCAACCACCCUUCCUACUACAGCACUCCCUCCCACAACAUCACCAUGACGAACCUCGGAGGCAAAAUUACCGUCUACACUUUUCAAGACUGUCUCGACAAAUGUGACGAAUGGAAUCUUUCUUCUGCCGGAGAAGGAGGAGAUGGAGGAGGACAACCGGCGUGCAGAGCCGUGACGUAUUAUGCAAAUUUAACUGUCCCCAUACAACGAUAUGGAGGGAAUUGUUUUUUGAAAAAUGAUCGUGGAUACGGGUAUCAGAAUGAUGUGGUGGAUUAUGCGCAUAUGGCGAGUGCGUAUCAGGGGUGUUUGAAUCGGACUUGUUUUGCUGGGGUGGAUGAGUGAGAUGGGGGUAAUGUUUUUUUUUUUGUUUUUGUUUAUUGUGGUGGUGUAUAUGAGUGAGAGAGGGUUGUUGAGCGAGAUUGAAUGAAAUGGUGGGAUUGGACUGGGUUGAUCUAAAGAUGAGAAAAAGAAAGUUAGCUCAGAUUCCUGUUACAAGAAAC
Sphaerulina musiva SO2202 is the source of this 1181-nucleotide messenger RNA. RefSeq lists its product as uncharacterized. NCBI's taxonomy places the organism in Eukaryota, Fungi, Ascomycota, Dothideomycetes, Mycosphaerellales, Mycosphaerellaceae. Bases 103 to 1023 code for a protein of 306 amino acids. The record is from RefSeq and is a predicted model, not a curated record. The transcript has a single exon.